AAAGUUUGCGCCGGAAAACAACAGAAGGAGUUCACCUCCGUCACUCUUCGCCUCAUCGGCCUCAACUGUCUCCCACUCCUGUCUGCUCUCUCUCAGUCUCGCCUAUUUAAACCUCUGCAUUGAUGAUGACACAGACCCACCUUCUCUCCAAAAACCCUUCGUUCCUCUUCUUCUCUCCCAACCCUUUGAUUCGCACUCACACCACCAUUCCCACCUCGUCCCUCACGUUCAACCAAGUCCCAAACCUUUGCUCCCCACUCUCUCUCUCGCUCUCUCGCCGACACGCAAUGGCCUCCAACUCCGAGCUCUCCAACGGCCUCAUCGCCGACGCAGUUCAAGAUUCCGAGCUCGACCGCUUUGCCCAGGUCGCCAACGAUGUCGCCGACGCCGCCGGAGAAGUCAUUCGGAAGUACUUCCGGAAGAAGUUCGAUAUUAUCGACAAGGAGGAUCUGAGUCCUGUAACAAUUGCAGACCAAUCAGCAGAGGAAUCUAUGGUUUCAAUUAUACUAGAGAGUUUUCCUUCUCAUGCAAUUUACGGAGAGGAGAAUGGGUGGAGGUGCGAAGAGAAGUUUGCGGACUAUGUUUGGGUUUUAGAUCCAAUAGAUGGAACAAAGAGUUUCAUCACUGGAAAACCAUUGUUUGGUACCCUCAUUGCUCUGUUAUACAGGGGUAAACCGAUUCUUGGCAUAAUCAAUCAGCCUAUUCUAAGAGAGAGAUGGAUUGGAAUAAGUGGAAGGAGAACAACACUAAAUGGACAAGAAUUGUCUACUCGCUCUUGUGCAAAACUGUCACAAGCCUACUUGUACACUACAAGUCCUCAUCUAUUCAGCGGAGAUGCAGUAGAAGCAUUUGCUCGUGUUAGAAACAAGGUAAAAGUGCCAUUAUAUGGCUGUGACUGCUAUGCUUAUGCUCUUUUGGCUUCCGGUUUUGUGGAUCUUGUUGUUGAGUCUAGUCUGAAGCCAUACGAUUUCCUUUCACUAAUACCUGUAAUAGAAGGUGCUGGGGGUGUUAUCACUGAUUGGAAAGGAAACCAGCUUCACUGGGUGGCUUCUCCAGAUUCAAGUGCAACAAGUUUUAACGUAUUGGCGGCUGGGGACAAACAGGUUCACCAACAAGCUGUAGAUUCAUUACAAUGGCAGUGAACAUUUGCACUGAACUGUAAUAUGUAAAAGACUAUUCCCUGAAGGAUGUAGAUGGACCUUUAUAAUUCAAAAAAAUUGACUGCAAAGAAUCAGUUAAGAGGAUCUGAAGUUUGUGCAUACUGAAAAGCAAUUGCAGGGCUAUUUUCAUCUUGUAUAAUAUGUGGAAUUUCAUUA
Molecule: messenger RNA, 1316 nt
Organism: Alnus glutinosa
Lineage: Eukaryota; Viridiplantae; Streptophyta; Magnoliopsida; Fagales; Betulaceae
Product: bifunctional phosphatase IMPL2, chloroplastic
Exons: 9
Coding region: 123-1142 (339 amino acids)
Biological process (GO): L-histidine biosynthetic process
Molecular function (GO): histidinol-phosphatase activity
Source: RefSeq, a predicted model, not a curated record